Messenger RNA from Eruca vesicaria subsp. sativa (arugula), 597 nucleotides. NCBI's taxonomy places the organism in Eukaryota, Viridiplantae, Streptophyta, Magnoliopsida, Brassicales, Brassicaceae. The record is from the annotation of a GenBank genome assembly.
AUGGCAACAGACCCAAUCAUCCAAGGAGCAAUCAUGCUACUCGCCUUCAUAAUGUUCUUCGCACUCAAAUACAUCUCCCAACAAGGCCUAACCAAGUUCCGAACCAAACACCGAGCCACACUCCAAACCCAACGCCAACUCAUCCAAGCCUCCCACCUCCUCGCUCGAGCCCGAGCCACCACAACCAAAAAAUCUCAAUCCCAAUCCCUCGCCAAGUCCGCUCUCACCGAAGCCGACGACGUAAUCGCCAUCUCUCCCGACGACGCCGCCGGGCACAUCGUCCGCGCCUUAUCUCUAGAUCUGCUCGGUCACCACGUGGCGGCUCUCAAAUCGUUUGAUACGGCGUUGAGUUAUCCGCGGGCUAAGUCGCUUUCGGUGGGGGAACGAGCAGAUGCGCUUGUGAAGAGAGCGGAGAUGAAGGUUGCUGUGAAUCGGAGGCGGAGGAAUGAUUCUGCGAUUGAGGAUCUGGAGGAGGCGGUUAGGCUUGGCGCCGGGACGGAUGCGGCGAGGUUGUUUCGGAGUUUGGGGGAGUGUUAUGAGUUCAAGGGGAUGAAUGAGAAGGCCCAAUGGGCUUUUAGUGAGGCUUUAAAAACUUAG